AGAGCUUAGUGCGGGAGGCGCGGCUGUGAGUCAAAACUCAGAGUGGGGGAUCUCGGGUUAGGGGGAGCGCGGCGGCGGCGAUCGGGCUUAGUCGGAGCUCCAAAGGGAGAGACUAGGCGGCAAGGGUGGGCUACUUUUCUUCCGGUGCUUUGAUUUUUCUUGCCUUUUGGUUCGGGCCGAGUGUCGCCCCCAGAGCAGAGAUCCCCUCGCAAAACCCGAGCGACCCUCCCGUCAAUUGUUAGGCUUGGGAUCGUCGGGAGCGUCGCGGAGCCCCUAGUGAGUCGGGCGCGCAGGCAAGGGGAGCGAAGCCGACCGCGGGCGGGAAGCCGGAGCUUGCCUGUCUCCCUUGCACGCCCCAGCAGGUCCGCUUGCGCAGGGCGCAGGGUGCGCGCGAUGAAGGCGGUGAGCCCGGUGCGCCCCUCGGGCCGCAAGGCGCCGUCGGGCUGCGGCGGCGGGGAGCUGGCGCUGCGCUGCCUGGCUGAACACGGCCACAGCCUGGGUGGCUCGGCGGCAGCGGCGGCAGCGGCGGCGGCAGCGCGCUGCAAGGCAGCCGAGGCGGCGGCCGACGAGCCGGCGCUGUGUCUGCAGUGUGAUAUGAACGAUUGCUACAGUCGCCUGCGGAGGCUGGUGCCCACCAUCCCGCCCAACAAGAAAGUCAGCAAAGUGGAGAUCCUGCAGCACGUUAUCGACUACAUCCUGGACCUGCAGCUGGCGCUGGAGACGCACCCGGCUCUAUUGAGACAGCCGCCACCUCCCGCGCCGCCGCACCACCCGGCCGGGACCUGUCCGGCAGCGCCGCCGCGGACCCCGCUCACUGCGCUCAACACCGACCCGGCCGGCGCGGUGAACAAGCAGGGCGACAGCAUUCUGUGCCGCUGAGCCGCCUGUCCAGGUGUGCGGCCGCCUGAGCCCGAGCCAGGAGCACUAGAGAGGGAGGGGGAAGAGCAGAAGUUAGAGAAAAAGCCACCGGAGGAAAGGAAAGGAAAAAAAAAAAAAUCAGCAAAUCUAGGAACGUUUCACGUCAUUCCAAGAGAGAGGGAGAGGAAAGAAAAAUAAAACUUUCACCUUUUUUUUUUUUUGCACGUUCAUAAACAUUCUACAUACGUAUUCUCUUUUUUUGUCUCUUCAUUUAUAACCGCUGUGAAUUGUACAUUUCUGUGUUGUUUGGAGGUGCAGUUAAACUUUUAAGCUUACGUGUGACAGGACUGAUAAAUAGAAGAUCAAAAGUAAAUCCGACUUCAGAAGGCUACAUUGUGACCAAGGAGCUCAAUUUUUGUUUUGAAGCUUUACUAAUAAACCAGAGCAUUGUAGAUAAUUUUUCUUUACAUCUAUUGUUUAAAAUAGAUGAUUAUAACGGGGCAGAGAACUUUCUUUUCCCUGCAAGAAUGUUACAUAUUGUAUAGAUUACUGAGUGACAUUUCAUACCGUGUAUAUAUAGAGAUGUUCUAUAAGUGUGGGAAAGUAUAUGCUUUAAUAGACUACUGUAAUUAUAAGAUAUUUUUAAUUAAAUAUUUUUUGUAAAUAUUGUGUGUGUUUUUUUAAUCUAUGGGAAUAUUUCUUUUGGAAAAUUAUUUUUCAGCUCAAUUGCAGAGCUCUUGCUAUCUUGAAUGUCUUUUCUGUUUGGCCUGACUUUUAAUUUGUUUUUGUUUUACUCAGUGUAGUAGUCUCGGAAGUAACAGUUAUAGGUAGUGAUCUUGCACGACUGCAUGAGAUGUUUAAUCACAAAAUAAACUUGUUCUGAGUCCAUUCAAAUGUGUUUUCUUUAAUCUAGACUGAAACCUUUGUAUUUGAAGUGUACAUGUUGAAAAUAAUAUCUUACCAGUUUUUAAGUACAGGGUUUUAUAGGAUAAUAUAUAAAGAGUGUUUUUGUUUUUUUAACUGAGGUCAAAUAGAUUCCGAAUGACUUUGCAUAUAGGAUGGGGAAAUGUUUGGAUCCUUAAUGAGUUUACAAAGUCUGCUGUUUUAUCAAAGUGAAAAAAAAUUGCUGUCACGCUUAAUUUUACACUAAAGCAUAAUGUCAUGAAGUUUCAUAUCUGUACAGAUUAUUUAAAUCAUAGAAAUGAAAAAUGUUCUCUGCUUGCUACCAAAGGACAAACUCUUGGAAAUGAACAUUUUCUGCUUUCCUUCCUCCAAAGAAUAAUAGGCAAUAGUGGGAGAAAAAAAAAAGGCGUAAUUGCAAAUCCUUCAAGCAGGGAUAAAAGUCGAUCUUCAAACAUUAACUUAAGUAGACCAAAAAUUCAGAUGACCGCAUCUAGAUUAUUUUUUUAUAAAAAUGAUUUUCAAUAUAGCUAUGUCAGUUACCACUAAGCUACUGUCCAAUCUCUUGUGAUGUGUAACUUUUACAUGUGAAAAUUAAAGUAGAUUUAUCUGUCUUGUACUGUGAUUCCUGGUCUCAUUUAUUUAAAAACUUACUAUUUAUUUUUUAAGAUCCUCCAAAGAAGGUAAUAUUUUCCAGGUUAGAUAGAACCAUCAGAGUUUGUGAGCAUUAUACAUUCAAUGUAAUGGGUCCUUUACACACCAGUUAGAUGGAAUUUUUAGAGUGAGAAUUAAGUAGGAUUUAAUUGGGUGCUUUGUAAAUAGUCAACUGUGUGUGUAACGUGGUCUGUUUGAUUUUUAAAAGGAAAGGAUUUGUUUCAGAUUAUACAAGAAUAAAAGUAUUAUAGACUCAAGGGACUUUUUAUGAGGUCCAAGUCAAAUAUUUAUAUGAAUAUGAAAUAUCAUGGUCCCUAGUAUCAGCUAAAGUGGCAAUGUCUCAACAGAGAUGAACAAAAUUAAGGCUAGCAGGUUUAAAAUUGAUCAAAGGGUUGAAAAAUUCUGCCCUAUUCCCACAUAUUUUCCUCUUAGCUCUGGUCUUGGGUAUUUUUAGAAUGUGAUGUUGAACCUUAUAAAGUCAAAGGGCUGCUUAUUAAGAUGAGAUUUAUGUUUAUUUUUCAUAAUAUCCAUUCUUGUCACACAUCAAGAGGAAAACACUAGAACACUGCUGGAAUUCCAAAUUUGAAGAAUUCUAACGAUGGCAUUCUUUGUUAUUAAAAAGGGCACAAUUCCUCCUUUUUAUUUGGCAGUUCAGUGUCAGUAGGAAGCAUGUCACAUGUGCGCAGUUUGUUGGAAUUAUGCGUUUGUCUUGCCUGGUUGCUGAAGCCUACCUAAGCUUUUGGGCAGAGUUUAAAACUUACAAAGUUGAGCUCUGAACCUCAAAACAAAUGGCUAGAGACUUGAUUUGUGAAGAGUGAUGUGGCACUUAAAUUUGUAUCGAGGGCAUGAAAGAAUCACUGAAAGAAAAUACUGUGUUUCCAAGAGCUGAUAUUUUUCUCUUUUCAACCAACAUUUGAUGCCCUUAAAGAAAGAUCAUUGAUUUGUUAUUAUUAAACAACAAAAAUUACAUGCAGUUGUAAAAGAUACUACUUUCUAUUAUAAUGUUGACUGUGUCCUAACCAAGCAACCAGUUAUAAAAAUAUUUGAGUCUUUUAUCUAGGUAGUUCUAGUAAUGCAGAUAUUUAGUUUUACAAGGGAAAAUAUCUUGACUUCUCUCAUUUAAUUUGUAGACUUUCAAUUUAUAGACACAACCAAAGAAUAAGACUCAUUUAAAACCCUAGAGGAAAAAUAAGUAUCCCACAUAGUGGAUGUUGUUUCUGAGAUUAUUAUAAAAUUCUGACAUCUCAAACUUCUCAUGUUAAAGGAAGAAAAAAAACCUUUCAUUUCCAAGAACUAAUAUACUUUGAUAUUGUAUAAUUCAUACCCAAGUUUAUUGUCAAGCUUUAACUGCAUUUUUAGAACUUUUAAAAAUUUGACCCCAAAAAUCUAUUGUAUUAGACAUCUUCUAUAAACAAUAAAUCUUCACUGAGAAACAGG
Messenger RNA from Castor canadensis (American beaver), 3849 nucleotides. It is a transcript of the gene Id4, whose product is annotated as inhibitor of DNA binding 4. Gene Ontology annotation, molecular function: transcription regulator activity; protein dimerization activity. The record is from RefSeq and is a predicted model, not a curated record. Gene Ontology annotation, biological process: circadian regulation of gene expression; negative regulation of transcription by RNA polymerase II; cell differentiation. Lineage: Eukaryota; Metazoa; Chordata; Mammalia; Rodentia; Castoridae. Gene Ontology annotation, cellular component: nucleus; cytoplasm.